This is a messenger RNA of Phaeodactylum tricornutum CCAP 1055/1, 1077 nucleotides long. RefSeq lists its product with no specific name. Gene Ontology annotation, molecular function: DNA-binding transcription factor activity. Gene Ontology annotation, biological process: regulation of DNA-templated transcription. The transcript is spliced from 2 exons. Bases 67 to 999 code for a protein of 310 amino acids. The record is from RefSeq and is a predicted model, not a curated record. Lineage: Eukaryota; Bacillariophyta; Bacillariophyceae; Surirellales; Neidiaceae.
CGGAUACGUUUCCGUCACGCGGUUCCCCGCAGCAUUUCUUUUGGAAGCAGUCACAAAUCCGCAAACAUGAACAGUUCCAACGCCCAGGAAGUCGCUCGUCAACUGAACGAAGAUCCUGCGCUCGCUCGGAAGCGUCGUAUGGAACUUCGCCGCACCGUGCUUCAGGGAGGCAACGACGCAGACGGCGUGGGGUUCAAGCGGCAGAAACUCCCAGACUUUGGAUCCGACGACGAUGACAACGUUUCCGCAGUUUCGGCAACGACUUCUUCCUCGACCGUCACUUCCGGCACACGCAAGACGCCGUCUCUGCGUGGUAUCAAGAAACAAGCUCGUUACGAGCCAGGAGUGCCAAUGUCGCGUGGGGAACUUACCGAAUGGCGCAAAGAGGCUCGUCGGGUGCGGAACCGCGAGUCCGCGGCAGCGUCGCGGGCCAAGACACGCGAACGUAUCGAAGAAUUGGAAGGCGAACUCGCAUUUCUCCGGUCCAAGUACGUCACCGCCCUCGACCGUAUUGUUCAACUAGAGUCCACUUCAUUCCACGAAGCCUUUACACCGAGCAUUCUACGCCAAGAUUUGAUGGAACAAAGACAGACUGUUGUGUCACCCUCCAGCUCUCCGUUGCCAUCUCCGGAAUAUAGCACGACCUCUCAGUUUCCUCAAGACUCUUUUUCUUUGGAUUCCUGUCAUCAUGAAGACGACCCCGGAACGUAUCAGCAUAUAAUGGGAAUGAUCUCUCGACCAACAGCAGUUUGCCUACACCUAAUCACCAACCUUCCAGCAGCGAAGAUCACUGGUGCUGAUACCUUCAUCGAGGCCUCCUCUUCAAGUGACGUGUCUUCUGAAUCGUCGUCUACGAGUGACUGCGAGGGAUGCAACGAAGAUUUGGAUCCAGCGGAAGCCGAGCUCGGCGCGUUCUUAUGGGACGCGUUUCGAGCGGACGGCAACGCCAUCGACUUUCACCUUCCUUUCGCAAACAUGGACAACGUUAUCGGAUUGUGAAAAUCACUCCGGAACGCUUGCAUUCUCUACUGCAUACGUAAUCAUUUUUUCAUUUUAAAAAAGUUCGUAUUUACUGUA